AUGAGCCACAGCACCGAGACGAUCCCGUUCCCGGGCGCCAAGUCCCCGGGCAUCACCGAUGUCACCCGGCAUGCUUGGAUCACAUCGGACGACAUCGAGGCCUCCUCGGCGGCGCGCGGCGGUCCCUUCGAGCCCCGCGAUGACCACAACGGCGAUCUCGUCACCGCGACCGAGGACCGGGACCUGAAGCGCGGCCUCGAGCAACGCCACUUGUCAAUGUUGGGUAUCGCUGGCGCCAUCGGUACCGGUCUCUUCCUUGGUCUCGGCGGCGCCAUCCAGACCGGCGGUCCGCUCGGCGCCCUCCUCGGUUACGCCACCGUUGGCCUAAUUGUCUGCGCCGUGCAGUUCGCUCUCGGUGAGGUCUCCGCGCUGCUGCCCGUCACCGGUUCCUUCGUCCGCCACGCCGAAUUCCUCGUCGACCCGGCCCUCGGCUUUGCCAUUGGUUGGAACUUGGUUUACGGCAACAUCCUCUCGAUCCCCUCCGAGAUCACCGCCAUCUGCGUGCUGUUCCAGUUCUGGACCGACCUCAACCCCUCCGUCUUCAUCAUCAUCUUCAUCAUCCUCACCUUCGUCGUCGGCAUCGCCUUCGUGCGCGUCUUCGGCGAGGUCGAGUUCAUCUUCGCCCUCCUCAAGAUCCUCCUCGUCAUCUUCCUCAUCAUCCUGGGCCUGGUCAUCGACCUCGGAGGCAUCCCCGGCACGCCCCGCAUCGGAUUCAGGUACUGGCAGGACCCGGGCCCGUUCGUGGAGCACAUCACCACCGGUAAUUGGGGUAAGUUCCUCGGCUACUGGGGCGUCAUGACGAGCGCCGUCUUCUCUUUCGCCGGCGUCGAGUCCCUCGCCAUGGCCGCCGCCGAGACGCAGAACCCCCGCCGCGCCAUCCCCCGCGCCUGCAAACGCGUCUUUGCGCGCAUCGUCCUCUUCUACAUGCUGGCUGUGUUGGUGGUCGGUAUGAUCGUCGCCAGCAACGACACCCGCCUCAAUGACGCCUACGGCACCGCCGCCCAGAGCCCCUUCGUCAUCGCCGCCUCCGCCGCCGGUAUCCCCGCCAUCCCCAGCGUCGUCAACGCCGUCGUCAUCACGUCGGCCUGGUCUGCGUCGAACCAGAGUCUCCUGGCGGGCACGCGUGUCCUGUUCGCCCUCGCUCUCAAGGGACAGGCCCCGAAGAUCUUCCUUCGCACGACGGCCUGGGGUACCCCCUACGUCUGCGUGCUUCUCUUCACGGCGUUCAUGUUCCUGAGCUUCAUGAGCUUGUCGAACGGCGCUUUGACGGUCUUCUGGUGGUUGGUGGACCUUACCGCAGCUGGUGUUCUGGUUUCCUGGUCGGCCAUCCUUACGAACCAUCUGCGUCUCAAGGCCGCGAUGAAGAAGCAGCAUAUCCCGAUCGAGAGGCUGCCUUGGUACAACUCUUGGACUGUCUACAGCUCAAGCAUUGCCCUCUUCUUGUGCAUCGUCAUCCUCUUUACCAGCGGUUUCGAGGUCUUCACCAAGGGCAACUGGAGCGCUAGCGGUUUCGUCUCUGCCUAUCUCGAUAUCCCUUUGGUGCUGGGUGCAUACACCAUUUACAAAUUGGUCAAGAAGACCAAGAUCGUCCCCCUCAACGACAUCCCGCUUCGUGAUGCCUUCGAGCAGGCCGAUGAAUAUCCUGAAGAACCCGAGCCCAAGAAGACUGGCCCUGUCCGCUUUGUAAGCUGGAUCUGGGACUAA
Colletotrichum karsti is the source of this 1704-nucleotide messenger RNA. Its product is annotated as amino acid permease. The record is from RefSeq and is a predicted model, not a curated record. Gene Ontology annotation, biological process: amino acid transmembrane transport. The transcript is spliced from 3 exons. NCBI's taxonomy places the organism in Eukaryota, Fungi, Ascomycota, Sordariomycetes, Glomerellales, Glomerellaceae. Gene Ontology annotation, molecular function: amino acid transmembrane transporter activity. The coding region runs from base 1 to 1704 and encodes 567 amino acids. Gene Ontology annotation, cellular component: membrane.